AUGGCUGUUUUCAUCCACCUCGCCUCGCGCCUCCUCAUCGCAGGGCUGUUCUACAGCCAACAAGGAAGUGGGUUUAGUCCCCCGCGGGUGCCCGGUGCAGAGAGCCGUGGUCCUGGUGGGACAGCCGAUGCGGCUUCGUACAAGAGGCGGCCUGAGUCUACUGCAGUCCUGAGCGGACAGACCGUCAACCUCCGGUGUGCGUUCAGCGGGCUGAGUAGCGGGGACACCGUGGUGUGGCAGGGGCCACCAAACGACGUGGUCAUCUCCACCGGACACGCCGUGUUCCAGUCCUACCGACAGCGGCACCGGAUUGUCGGGGACAGCUCUAACGGAGAGUACAACCUGCAGAUCUCCCGGCUGAAGCUGGAGGAUAGCGGAAAGUACAAGUGUUCCACAGCCUCGGUUCCUACUGCGGAGGAGGCGGUUCUAACAGUAGUCGUGCCAAUGGCGGGGCCUCCGGAGAUUAUAGGAGCGGAGCUCCCUCUAACGGCAGGACACCAGCUCGUGCUGCGGUGCCGGUCCCGGGGUGGCCACCCCCCGCCCCGCCUGGUCUGGUACAACGGCACCCGGGAGUUCGGCUCGACUAAAGCCGCCGAGGACACGGAAGACGGUCAGCAGUCACUGGAGCUGUUCUCUCCGCGCGUGUCCAAGUGGGACAACGGCGCUAACUUCACCUGCAUCGCUGAUCAGGGCUUCCCGCAUCUGGUCAAACCUACGGGGACGUCACGGAUACUGAGAGUCAACUACCCGCCCAUCGUGUCGGUGCCGUCCCCCUCCGUGCACGUGCGUGAGGGCCAGACCGUCAACCUGACCUGUUACGUGGACGCCAACCCCAGGGCCACCGUCAAGUGGCGGAGGCUCGGGGACAUCCUGCCGCCCAAGAGUCGCCAGAUAGAGAAGACUCUGAACCUGCAGCAGGUGUCCAGACAGGACCGCGGAGUGUACCAGUGUGAGGCUAAGAACAGGAUCCUUCCCGACGGACUCGGAACGGUCACUCUGGAGGUCUUCUACCCGCCGUCCAUCACAAACACGUUAGACUCAAAGGUGACGGUCCUGCACACCAAGAACGACUUCUCCCUCGGGUGUCUGGCGGAGGGCAACCCGAAGCCUCACGUCCGCUGGCGGCGGAAGGGGACGAGCCUGUACUGGGACAACCCUCUGCGGUUCCACCGGGUGCGCUACGACGUGGAGGGGACGUACGAGUGUGUGGCCACCAGCGACGGAUUCCCACAGGCUACCAGUGAUGUAUUCUUGGACGUCGUAGGCAAACCUCAGAUUAAGGACGGCCCGUCCCUGCUGUCCAUCGCUGACGGAGACACCGCCAGAUUCUUCUGUGACGUCAUGGCGGACCCCACCCCUGGUGACGUCACGUGGAUCUGGCGGAAGACGAACGGCGUAGAGAACGUCAUGGUGACGACGUAUAACGGCAUCACCAUCAGUAAGAAACAGACCAACGAGGGGACGUCCUCCGUGCUGACUAUAGACCACGCCACCACGGACGACGAAGGGGUUUAUAUCUGUAAAGCAUCCAACAUGUUUGGCAAGGACCAGAGAGAAGUUAGACUCAUGGUUAAAGGAACGCAGACGUCCAUCGCCAUCAUCAUCUCGGUCUCCAUGGUGAUGGUGGUGCUGGCUGUGGUGUCUGUUGUCGUGCUGUUCAUCGCCAAGCGGAAGGAGUGGAUAUGCCGGCGGAAGAGACACGAGACGCCUAGCCUGACUCCGUCCAAGCCCGUGCCGCCCCUGCCGAAAUACGCCCGGAAACCCGGCCACGGCACGAACGACUCCGGGGUGGAGGACCUGGAGCUACAGGAGCUGGACGGCACGCUGAAGCCACGCCCACCGCCCAGGAUGGGGAAAGACUGGACUGCUAUUGGCCUGUCCUAUCCACGCCUGGCGCACUCCCACUCCAACACCCUGCCGCCGUACUCCACCGUGGAGCGGCACCGGCCGGAGGGAGAGGACAUCCGGGAGGAGGACAGCAGCCGGGAGGGCUCCACCGACGGGACCACCGUCAUGGUUCAGAUGGAGCAGCCCCCGCCGCCUCCCAGGGACAAGAAGAGACGGUGGAACAGACGGGCGGGAGACAGGGCCCACCGCAACCAACACGAGGCCGAGAACGUGCUGAACGAGACACAGGCCGAGAGUUUGUAAACGGAGGACAACAUCACAACUACCGCAUCCAGAACCGU
Branchiostoma belcheri (Belcher's lancelet) is the source of this 2189-nucleotide messenger RNA. Its product is annotated as hemicentin-1-like. The transcript has 12 exons. Gene Ontology annotation, biological process: cell-cell adhesion. Gene Ontology annotation, molecular function: cell adhesion molecule binding. Gene Ontology annotation, cellular component: cell-cell junction. NCBI's taxonomy places the organism in Eukaryota, Metazoa, Chordata, Leptocardii, Amphioxiformes, Branchiostomatidae. The record is from RefSeq and is a predicted model, not a curated record. Bases 1 to 2151 code for a protein of 716 amino acids.